GUGCGUGCUUCUAUCAAUGCAUCAAGUCGCAAAGCUUCUGCAUUUUCUCUAUGAAGGACCACAACAUUAUCUUGCGUGGCCAACCUUCCAGACAUGCAAGUAUUGUGGGGCGGUUCCGUUUUAAAUGAUUGCCAUGGCAGGUCACACUGAAUAUGACAUGGCUGCGAGAAGGCAGCACCCCGUACGCUCGUAGUGGCAGCAGAGCCUGCCCAAUCGCCCCGUUUCCCUGACUGCCAUGUCUCGACAGGCCAGCUGGUGGGUGCAUCCCUCGCGUACGUCUCGUCCAAGUUUGGAAGGGAAACGUGCAUAAGUUUCGAUCGGGUUGGCCGAGGCCGAACCAAACGGCGGAAACGUCGCCACGGCAUCAUCGGGUCACCCAGGCUAGCCCCCGCGUGCGAGUUGCUCAGCCGGUGCUUGGAGCGAACGUGCUCGAUCGGGCUCAGAGCAGGCGAGAGGACGAUGUGGACCAGAUCGGGGACAGCUGUCCUGCUGCCUGACACGCGCGGCGAGCACUGGCCCCACGCAGAUCCUACCAUCGGCUCGAACGGACAGCCGCGAUGCUCCUCGAUUCAAACCCGCAAGCCGUGCGCCGGUGACACCUCGGCCCCACGCAGUCCUGGCACCACGUUUACUAUUUUCAUCGGGGCCACGUGACAGAGAGGGAAAUCGGGGGGCAGGCGUGCGCACACUGAUCUUCUCUCCCCCGAUGGUUCCAUGGGGUCGCCGGGGUCUACAAAUAGGCGGCCAUUGCAGAGGAAAUGGGUGGGAAGGAAAGAAGGCUGCAACCCCGCCCGGCCCCUGCCCCAGCUCGCCUCCUCCGCCUGCCGACGCCGGGUUUCGCACCCUGCGUCGCCGGUGGAGGCGGCAUUGCCGUUGCACUACGGCGCAUCUCCGGCGCCACGCUUCGCCUCGCCUCCCCCACCCCGCCUCGACCUGGUACGCCGCUGCUGUCCCCCUUUCAGGCGAUGGAACCUAAGAAAACCCUAUUUAAGGGAGUGAUUGAGGAUUUUAGAGGAAGAGCAUCUUGCUACAAACAAGAUUGGCACAAUGGGUUCAGUUCUGGGUUCAGGAUAUUGGCACCUACUCUGUACAUCUUCUUUGCAUCUGCACUACCUGUUAUCGCCUUUGGGGAGCAACUAAGUAAAGAUACAGAUGGUACGCUAACGACAGUUGAGACGUUGGCAUCAACUGCUAUAUGUGGCAUCAUACAUUCUGUACUGGGCGGACAACCACUGCUGAUUGUGGGAGUUGCAGAACCAACAAUUAUAAUGUACACAUACCUGUACAGUUUUGCCAAAAAUCAGCCAAACCUUGGAGAACGAUUAUUCCUGGCAUGGGCUGGAUGGGUUUGCAUCUGGACUGCGGUCAUGUUGUUCCUCAUGGCAAUGUUUAAUGCCGCAGCUGCUUUGAAUAGAUUUACAAGAUUUGCGGGAGAAUUGUUUGGAAUGUUGAUCACAAUCCUGUUCAUGCAAGAAGCUAUCAAGGGAAUGUUGAGUGAAUUCAGUGUGCCUGAGGGUAAAGAUCAGAGCCUACCCAUAUACCAAUUCCAAUGGGUAUAUAUUAAUGGUCUGCUUGGAAUUAUCUUUUCAAUGGGACUGCUCUAUACUGCGUUAAAGAGCAGAAGUGCAAGGUCAUCGCUCUACGGAGCUGGAUGGCUAAGGAACGUGAUUGCUGACUAUGGUGUUCCACUUAUGGUGAUACUGUGGACCACGUUGUCAUAUUCGUUGCCCACCAAGAUACCUUCAGGUGUUCCUAGGAGGUUGUUCACCCCACUUCCUUGGGAACCCAAGUCACUGCAACAUUGGACGGUAGCUAAGGAGUUAUUUUCUGUCCCUCUAGCCUACAUACUUUUGGCGAUUGUGCCUGCUGUGAUGGUUGCGGGGCUCUAUUUCUUUGACCAUAGUGUAGCCUCACAGAUGGCUCAGCAGAAGGAGUUCAAUUUGAAAAACCCAUCAGCAUACCAUUACGACAUUUUGGUCCUGAGCUUUUCGGUGUUGAUUUGUGGCCUUCUUGGCAUUCCUCCAUCUAAUGGAGUACUUCCCCAGGCCCCCAUGCACACGCGAAGUCUUGCUGUCCUCAGGAGGCAGGCGCUCCGCAAACAGAUGGUCCGAACCGCCAAGGAAGGCAUGAUGAACAAUGCUAGCAGCUCAGAAGUUUACGGCAAGAUGCAUGAAGUUUUCAUUAAAAUGGACGACAAAGGCAACGAGGAUUCUGCUCACAAAGAGCUCAAGGAAUUGAAAGACGCCAUUAUCACAGAGGGGAAAAAAAUCACAGAGGGGAAUGGGGCAGUGACUGCGCCUGAGGUAUUUGACCCUGAAAAACAUCUGGAAGCUUACUUGCCUGUACGGGUGAAUGAGCAGAGAGUAAGCAAUCUGCUUCAGUCCCUGCUGGUCGCGGGUUGCAUUGGAGUUGUGCCGGUCAUUCAGAAGAUACCCACAUCAGUCCUGUGGGGGUACUUCGGCUAUAUGUCCAUCGACAGCCUGCCUGGGAACCAGUUCUGGGAGCGCUUACAGCUUCUGUUCAUCUCCCCUCGGCGGCGCUACAAGAAAACCGGGAGUAGGGGUGAAUAUUCAUCUGUUCUAAUUUUGGACAGGGUUCUUGAAGGCGCUCAUGCGUCCUUCUUGGAGUCGGUGCCUUUCAACCAGAUAUUGGCCUUCACCGUUUUCCAGCUGAUUUAUCUGUUGAUGGUCUGGGGGAUGACAUGGAUACCGGUGGCGGGAAUCCUGUUCCCGCUCCUCUUCUUCUUCCUCAUCAUCAUCAGGGAGCAUUUGCUCCCGAAAUUCUUUGACACGCGCCACCUGUGGGAGCUGGAUGCGUCCGAGUACGAAGAAUGCGAGGGGGUGCACCGUGAUCCAUCGAUACCAGAGGGUGAUGGCGAAUCCAUCACACGAGGCAUCGAAGAUCCCUCUGAAUAUACUGCCGAGGUGAUGGAGGAAUUCACGACUCACCGUGGAGAAUUGAAGCACAGGGCUCCAAGCUUCCGUGACGAGCGGCUGAUACGGCUGAACUCUGUCCAGAUGACGAGACAGUUCUCCCGGAUCUCUUCUUUUGCUCCUACACGGCCCUGACUACAGAAGGAGAUUGUUCAACAAAGACCUUUUUUACUGGCAUGAAUCUCCUGACGGAGGGUGCAAAAAAUGCGGCAGUUCGUAAGUGAACGUACGGAUGAUUUUUUGGGGCCGAAGACACGUCGAGGAAACUGUGCAGAGCAAGUGCCGGUCGCUGCAGGGGAGAAAUGGGGAAUUUGUGUGGGUGCGCGAGUGUUGCUAGGUAUGUGCUGUUGUGCAUAAGAAAAAAUAGGACGGGGUACGGCGAGGGAGCAAUCUAGUAAGUAGUACUCCCUCCGUCUCAAAAUAAGUGUCUCAAGCUUAGAAUAAAUUUCUAUUAAAACUAGUACAAAGUUGAAACACUUAUUUUGGGACAGAGGGAGUAUUAUGUUUGUAGUACACCGUUGUGAUUAACUGGAAUGGGGACGCAGCUCCUCUAGUUUUAUGGAAGCGAUUCAAACCGGCCGACCGGUCUCAGCUUC
This is a messenger RNA of Triticum aestivum (bread wheat), 3529 nucleotides long. Its product is annotated as boron transporter 4. Gene Ontology annotation, cellular component: plasma membrane. Gene Ontology annotation, biological process: monoatomic anion transport; transmembrane transport; monoatomic ion homeostasis. NCBI's taxonomy places the organism in Eukaryota, Viridiplantae, Streptophyta, Magnoliopsida, Poales, Poaceae. The record is from RefSeq and is a predicted model, not a curated record. Gene Ontology annotation, molecular function: solute:inorganic anion antiporter activity. Bases 759 to 3068 code for a protein of 769 amino acids. The transcript is spliced from 16 exons.